UCGCUGUGGAGUAUUUUCUGAGCGACUCUCCGACUCGAGUUUAAACUGGGGAACCUGGACUAUCACCAGACCAUGUUCCAGCCAACACCCAAGCGGUGUUUUACGAUAGAGUCCCUCGUGGCGAAGGACAGUCCGGUGCCGGCGUCCCGGUCCGAGGAGCCCAUCCGGCCCGCGGCGCUCAGCUACACCAACACGGGCCAAAUGAACCCUUUUCUCAACGGCUUUCACUCCUCGUCCAGAGGCGUCUACUCCAACCCGGACUUGGUGUUUGCCGAGGCGGUGUCUCAUCCGCCCAGCUCGGCUGUCCCCGUGCACCCCGUGGCCCCACCGCACGCGCUGGCCGCUCACCCGCUGUCCUCUUCCCACAGUCCGCACCCGCUGUUCGGUCAGCAGCGGGACCCGUCCACCUUCUACCCCUGGCUCUUACACAGAUACAGAUACUUGGGUCAUCGGUUUCAAGGAAAUGAAACGAGUCCAGAGAGUUUCCUUUUGCACAACGCGCUGGCCAGAAAACCCAAACGGAUCCGGACGGCGUUCUCCCCAUCGCAGCUGCUGAGGCUCGAGCACGCCUUUGAGAAAAACCAUUACGUGGUGGGAGCCGAGAGGAAGCAGCUCGCGCACAGCCUUAGCCUCACAGAAACUCAGGUAAAAGUUUGGUUUCAGAACCGAAGGACGAAGUUCAAGCGGCAGAAGCUGGAGGAGGAGGGCUCAGAAUCGCAGCAGAAAAAGAAAGGCUCGCAUCACAUAAAUCGAUGGAGGCUGGCCACCAAGCAGUCGAGCCCCGAGGAAAUAGACGUCACAUCGGACGAUUGAAAUCACGAAGCCCGGGCACAGAGACUGGACACGGGACACUGAGGGGUAACACAAGCCAAUGUCACAUUUCAGAUCUGCGGCAGCUGAGGGGGCGCUCCACGGGCCAGGACCUGAACCGACAAACGCCCCACUAAAACUACCCCACUUCACUCCGGACGUUUGCACUUCAGAUAUUUUAUAAACAAAACCAAAACAACUGCUUUUGUAAAACUUGAACUGCAUGGUCUAU
Molecule: messenger RNA, 1042 nt
Organism: Boleophthalmus pectinirostris (great blue-spotted mudskipper)
Lineage: Eukaryota; Metazoa; Chordata; Actinopteri; Gobiiformes; Gobiidae
Gene: emx2
Product: empty spiracles homeobox 2
Exons: 3
Coding region: 73-813 (246 amino acids)
Biological process (GO): central nervous system development; neuron differentiation; regulation of DNA-templated transcription
Molecular function (GO): DNA-binding transcription factor activity, RNA polymerase II-specific; DNA binding
Source: RefSeq, a predicted model, not a curated record